Molecule: messenger RNA, 1254 nt
Organism: Mucor velutinosus
Lineage: Eukaryota; Fungi; Mucoromycota; Mucoromycetes; Mucorales; Mucoraceae
Exons: 3
Coding region: 1-1254 (417 amino acids)
Source: RefSeq, a predicted model, not a curated record
AUGUCAUUCGAAGCAGAGAUUCAGUGCCCUGAAUGUCAAGAAUUGAUUAGAGAUGUGGAUUCUCUUGAUGCAGGAGAAUGCCCCUGGUGUGGCGCAUUUUUAGUCAAUGUGGAUCUGAAAAGUAACAGCUCCAAACCAACCAAAGAAAAGGCAGCACCAGGCCUCUUUGACGAUAUCACUAUAAGCGAUGAUGAAUCACUUAUUAUAUCAAAACCGUCCAAAGCCAAGCGCAGCAGCAAAGCAGUUGAAAAUGACCUUAGUUUAGAAGACAUACUGAGCCAAUUCAAGCAGGAGCAAAGAGGCAAAACCAAACCAAAAGCGAGAUCAAAGCGCAAACAAGUGAUACUGUCUGAUAGCAGUGACGAUGAAUGGAUUGCACCAACACCAAGCAAGAAGAAGAAGAAACAAGAAGGAAGCAAGAAACGAAAGAUGGAAAAUUUAUACGAAUCAGAUGAGGAUUGGGAUACUAUGAACCAUACAUUAGAUGUCAAGAAGCGUUACAAUUCAUCCUUUUCUAGCGACUCAGGCUCUGACUAUGAUCAAUCAGAUAGCGAGGAUGAAUCAUGGCUGACAAAACUGAAAUAUACACCGAAGGAGACAAAGGCAAUUGAAGAAGAAGAAGAAGAAGAAGAAGAAGAGUCUGGUCUAGCAAGAAAAGUAGCAGAGGUCAACAAAACCAAAACCAAAGCCAAAGCCGAAACAGGACCUACCAGAUCCACAUCCUCAGCAGUAGCACGUCAAUCAGCGGCAUCCUCAUCGCUCACAUCUCCAACCACAGCAUCCAAAUCCAACCGUGUUCAUUCAUUCAUCUACUUCAAUAAAGAGAUGCGUGGUAAAUUGGCAAAGGAAAACAAGGAUCUAUCAUCAAAGGAUCUUAGUCGACUCGUAUCAGGUUUGUGGAAUAAGCUAAGCAAGCAACAAAAGGCUAGUUAUGCUAACAGGUCGCUGGGCCCCAAACGAACAUCACCACCAUCUGGCAACGGCUAUGUAUUAUACAAGAAAGAGCAGUUUCCUCUCGUCCAAAAAGAGUACAAUCUCAAAGGCGAGAAUGCAAUGGGAAGUGCUUCGUCGAUCAUCGGUAUACGUUGGAAGAAUUUAGACCCCAAUAUCAAAGAAACCUACACUCUACGAGCCAAAAAGAUGAGAGAGGACUGGGCAUUUGAGCACCCUAUAGAAUACGAAGCCUACAUGGAUACUAUGAAGGCCAGGAUCACUGAGACCAAGAUGGCCAAAAGAAAAGCAAAAUCACGAUAG